This is a messenger RNA of Scheffersomyces stipitis CBS 6054, 677 nucleotides long. It is a transcript of the gene EGD2, whose product is annotated as Egd2p. Gene Ontology annotation, cellular component: nascent polypeptide-associated complex; cytoplasm. The coding region runs from base 14 to 544 and encodes 176 amino acids. The transcript has a single exon. Lineage: Eukaryota; Fungi; Ascomycota; Pichiomycetes; Serinales; Debaryomycetaceae. The record is from RefSeq and is a predicted model, not a curated record. Gene Ontology annotation, biological process: protein targeting to membrane.
UAAAUCCACAACAAUGUCUAUCGAAGAAAUCCCACAAGGCGCUGACGUCAAUGUCAUCCCAAAGAACGAAAAGAAGGCCAGAGAAUUGAUCAAGAAGUUGAACUUGAAGCAAAUCAAGGGUAUCACCAGAGUCACCUUCAAGCAAAGAGGUAACUUGAUCUACGCUAUCGACGCUCCAGAUGUGUACAGAUCUGCUGCCGGUACCUAUGUUGUUUUCGGUGAAGCUAAGGUUGACGACAUGAACCAGAGAAUCGCUGAUGCCCAAGCUGCCCAAGCUGCUGAGACUGAUGCUCAUGCUGGCCACACCCACUCUCACGGUGAAGAAGACAAGUCUCCAGAAGCCAUCACUGCUGACUUGGAAAAGGCUUCUUUGACUGAAAAGAUUGAAGAAGAAGAGGAAGAAGGUGAAGUUGACGAGUCUGGAUUGGAUGCCAAGGACAUUGACAUCAUUGUCGAACAAACCCAAGUUUCCAGAGCCAAGGCUGUCAAGGCUUUGAGAAAGCACGACGGUGACAUGGUCAACGCUAUCAUGGAAUUGUCUUAGAUGGUAUAAAUGCUGUAAGUGUUUAAGACUAUUUAGUAAAUGUAGACUAUUAUCUUCAGUUAUGGAAUUAAUGUGUACAAUAAAUCUAUUCUGUAGGUCGCUUACGCAAUUUUGAAUAUACUAAUUUCAUAUC